AUGGGGGGACAGCAGGUGCGGGGUGCUGCUGGCUGUGUGCGGCCUGGAGUUUUGGGGGGGACGCACCGUCGGAAGACCCACGUGGCGCAGGUGAUCGAGGACGCAGCGGGGACGUCCGGGGACGCAGCGGGGGACGUCGGGGUUAACCCAGGUGCGGCUCAGCGCGGACACAGCAGGAACCCCGCGCCUCGCAGCAGGUGGGGCGCAUCCGAGAACCACUGGGGCCGCCCUCGGAGAACCCAGGACCGAACCCGGGCCGCCCAGGGCGCCAUGGAGGCCCGGCCCUCCCCGCACUUCUCCAUGCUGCUGCUGCGCGAGCUGCUGGCGCCACCGGGUCUGGAGACCGACCGGCCCCCAACGGGGUGCGGCUGCAGACCCAGCAGCCGCGGGACCCUGCCCGUCCCGGAGCACCUGGCCGGGUUUCUGGGUGGGUCCACGUCACCUGUGCACCAGGCCUCGGUCGCCGCCCUGUGUUUCCUCCAGGCCGGGAGGUCCCGCUGGGAUCCCAUGGCUUUGGGGUCCCUGGCCAGGGACGCCAAGGACAUGCCGGUCCCAGUCAGCCAGCGGUGCCUCGCCCUAGAGCAACCCAGGACCUCCCCGGCCCCCUCGGCCCAGCCCCAGAGGAGGCCUAGGAAGCAACCGAAUCCCCUCCGGGGCACCGAGAAGGUGGACCCUGGGUUUGAGGGGGUGACGCUGAAGUUUCAGAUAAAGCCGGAUUCCAGCCUGCAGAUCAUACCCAGCUACAGCCUGUCAUGCAGCAGCCGGGCCCCAGGACCCCCGGCAGGCCCCGCCAAGGGCCCUGAGGCUGACCAGGGAGGCGGUGACGUUCUGGGACCCCGACGCUGUGCCUCCUGCAGGACCCAGAGGACUCCACUCUGGAGAGAUGCUGAGGAUGGAACCCCACUCUGCAAUGCUUGUGGUAUCAGGUACAAAAAAUACGGUACCCGAUGCUCCACCUGUUGGCUGGUACCCAGGAAGAAUGUUCAGCCCAAGAGGCUUUGUGGUCGAUGUGGGGUGUCCCUAGGUGCCUACCAUGGCCCAGCUCAGCAAGGGGAUCCUGGUUGCAAGACUCUGGCCUCAGGCUCCAGAGCCCCUCAGGGAAAAGAAGAAGCUGAGGGCCCUGUCCCAGGGGGCCAUGGACCCCCUCCUCAGUCUGUGCUCCAGAUGCCGUGGACUGUACCUCCCCCCAGGAAAUUAUCUCAGCAUCAAUAA
Elephantulus edwardii (Cape elephant shrew) is the source of this 1212-nucleotide messenger RNA. RefSeq names its product zinc finger, GATA-like protein 1 (gene ZGLP1). The record is from RefSeq and is a predicted model, not a curated record. Gene Ontology annotation, biological process: spermatogenesis; oocyte development; regulation of transcription by RNA polymerase II. Gene Ontology annotation, cellular component: nucleus. The coding region runs from base 1 to 1212 and encodes 403 amino acids. Gene Ontology annotation, molecular function: zinc ion binding; sequence-specific DNA binding. NCBI's taxonomy places the organism in Eukaryota, Metazoa, Chordata, Mammalia, Macroscelidea, Macroscelididae. The transcript has 8 exons.